Messenger RNA from Lachancea mirantina, 846 nucleotides. The record is from the annotation of a GenBank genome assembly. Lineage: Eukaryota; Fungi; Ascomycota; Saccharomycetes; Saccharomycetales; Saccharomycetaceae.
AUGUCUGAUUUAGCAAAUGAAUUAGGUUUCGACCCAAGCUUGAAGAAGAAAAAGAAGACAAAGAAGGUCGCUCCAGCUGAUUUCGACAGUCCAGCAGAACCGGUGGCUGAAGAUGACAUUUUUGCCGGAUUAAAGAAGAAGAAGAAGAAGUCUAAGGAUAUCCAAGAGGGCGAUGAAGCUGAAAAAGGCGUUGACGAAGUUUCUGAAGCUCUAGGUGAGUUGAAGCUGAAAAAGAAGAAGAAGAAGAGCAAAGAGGUGAGUCUGGACGACUUUGACAAGGAAUUGGAAAAGGCAGGUGUUGCAGCGGCAGAGGCUAGUAAAGAAGCCACUCCAGUCGCGGCUGUUGGUUCUGAAGUGCAACAAAAUGUCGGUUUGCCUUACAAUGAACUGCUUUCGCGGUUUUUCACAAUCCUAAGAACCAACAACCCAGAAUUGGCCGGCGACAGAAGUGGGCCGAAGUUCCGCAUUCCGCCACCUGUAUGUCAGCGUGACGGUAAAAAGACCAUUUUCUGCAAUAUUCAAGAAAUUUCCGAGAAAUUGCAACGGUCUCCAGAGCAUCUAAUCCAGUAUCUGUUUGCAGAAUUGGGUACUUCUGGUUCCGUCGAUGGUCAAAGGAGACUGGUUAUCAAGGGUAAAUUCAUGCCCAAACAGAUGGAAAACGUGCUUAGAAGAUACAUUCUGGAAUACGUUACCUGCAAGACCUGUAAGAGCAUUAACACAGACUUGAGGAAAGAACAAUCCAAUAGAUUGUUUUUCUUGGUCUGUAAGAGCUGUGGUUCUACCAGAUCGGUCUCUUCGAUCAAGACUGGUUUCCAAGCCACCGUGGGCAAGAGAAAGAGAAUGUGA